UAAUUAUUUGUAGGUUUACACGCUUCAAGGGAACAUGUCGGCCAUUGACGCACUUACACUGUUGUAAAGCCAACGUUGUUUUAUUAUAAUCGAGUUUCAGUUCUACAGCACCUUUCACGUUUUAUCGACCUGAUAAAUUGAUAACGUAUCAUGGAUGCGUUAGUCGCGAUUGGGAGGACCACGGAUAAACGUUUCACCAGAUAUAUACUGCUGACUAAAUUCAUUGCGAAUUAGUAUAAUGAGUUUUUAAACGCAGUAGCUAUCAACAGUUUUAGUGUAGCUUGUGAUUGUGUGAAUAAUUCAGUAAAUUAAUUGUUCGAAAUGAAGGACUCGAAGGGGAAUGGCUUUCAACUGAAACCAGGUGAAAAGGAGAAUGAGAAUAAAUUACCAGACCCAUUGAAUGAAGAUAUACAGAAAGGACAAUUUUCUGACACAAGUUCAGAACCAUCUGAAGUGAAACCUGAAGAAGUACCAAGCAUACCUUUUAUUACAUUGUUCAGAUUUGCAUCGACGAGGGACAAAAUCUUUAUAAUCUUGGCGUUAUUAUGUUCUGCGGUGGCCGCCGUCUCUACUCCACUGAACACGCUAUUGCUUGCGUACUUACUAGAGGCUAUGGUGAAAUAUAGCAUUUUCUCUGAUGGUGACGCUUUUAUGAAGGCGUUACUGAAUUUCGCCAUAUACAAUUCGGCUGUCGGGGCGGCCCUUGUGCUUCUAUCUUAUGCUGCCACUACUCUGAUGAACAUAGCUGCUUAUAACCAAGUAUACGUUAUACGUCAAGAAUAUUUGAAAGCAGCUCUAAACCAGGACUUUGGAUACUUCGAUGUUCAUAAAAAUGCAGAAAUAGCUAACAAAAUGAACAGUGAUAUAAUGAAGCUAGAAGAAGGUAUUGGGGAGAAGUUGUCGACUUUCUUCUUCUACCAGGCUUCGUUCCUGAGCAGUGUGAUCAUGGCGUUGGUCAAAGGUUGGAAGCUUGCUCUACUGUGCCUCAUAUCGUUCCCAGUUACUAUGACUCUUGUGGGCGUCGCUGGCUUGAUAGCAGCAAAUCUUUCAAAGAAGGAAGCUGUAGCGACAGGUAAAGCAGGUGCUAUCGCUGAGGAGGUGAUAUCUGCGAUACGAACAGUGUACGCCUUCAGUGGACAGGAGAAAGAGCUCGAGAGAUACGAAGGACAUCUCAACGAUGCCAGAAAGAUCAACGUUAAGAAAAGUUUGUUUAACGGCCUGGCAAUGGGUUGUCUGUUCUUCUGCAUAUUCUGCGCGUACGCACUCUCCUUCUGGUUCGGUUACAGACUGAUGGUAACCGAUGACUACGAGGUUUCCACCAUGAUCGCUGUAUUCUUCGGUGUGAUGACGGGUUCCGCCAACUUCGGUAUAUCAUCAACCUUAAUGGAGGUGUUUGGUUCGGCCCGCGGAGCUGGCGCGCAUAUCUUCAACAUGAUCGACAAUGUCCCCACUAUCAACCCCCUCCAGAAUAGGGGAACUGUUCCCAGCAACAUUGAAGGCAACAUCGAGCUUAAGGAUGUUCAGUUCCACUACCCAUCGAGGCCUGAUGUUCCUGUACUAAAAGGAGUAAGCAUUAAUGUGAAGCGUGGUCAGUCGGUGGCACUGGUGGGCCACUCAGGAUGUGGCAAGUCCACCAUCAUACAACUCAUCUCCAGAUUCUACGAUGUCGUCGAAGGAAGUGUUUCGAUCGACGGAAAUGAUGUCCGCGAUCUAUCAGUCCGCUGGCUCCGCGACCAGAUCGGUCUUGUAGGCCAAGAGCCCGUGCUAUUCAACACCACAGUCAGGGAGAACAUUCGGUAUGGGCGGGAGAACGCCACUAAUGAGGAGAUCGAAGCCUGCGCCAGACAAGCUAACGCUCAUCAGUUCAUCAUGAAGCUGCCUAAGGGUUACGACACACUAGUAGGAGAGCGCGGCGCCUCACUGUCAGGUGGUCAGAAACAGCGCAUAGCCAUCGCCCGAGCCCUAGUACGGAACCCAAGGAUAUUGCUACUGGACGAGGCUACCAGUGCCCUUGACACCUCUUCUGAAGCCAAAGUUCAGAAAGCUCUUGAUAAGGCACAACAAGGUCGCACGACAAUAGUAGUGGCCCACAGACUAUCCACAAUCAGGAACGUGGACGUCAUAUAUGUCUUCAAGGCUGGUCUAGUGGUCGAAUGUGGUAACCAUAUGGAGUUAAUGGCGCGUAAGGGACACUACUACGAUAUGGUGAUGCUGCAGAAUCUCCCGGGCAUGGAUGAACAGACCCCUGAAAAGACCAAAUUGUCUCGCGAGACUUCCAUAAUCAGUGAAAAGGAUGACGAGGAUGAGUUCUUGGAAUUCCGGACUGAUGACAAGGAUGAGGAUGCAGUUGAAGCCCCUGACAUAUCGUUCUGGAGGGUACUGAAGCUGAACAAGCCGGAGUGGAAGAGUGUCACCCUCGCCAGCAUUUGUUCUCUCAUGAGCGGCUUCUGCAUGCCACUGUUCGCUGUCAUCUUUGGAGACUUCCUUGCUGUACUUGAUGGUGAUGACCAAGAAGAAAUACAAAAAAAAGUGUCACAAUUGUCGUUGAUAUUUGUCGGAAUCGGUCUGUUCUCUGGUGUUACCAACUUUAUUGUGGUAUUCUUCUACGGAAUAGCGGGUGAAGCGUUAACUAAGCGGCUACGGCUUCAGAUGUUUAGGAAGUUGACGGAAAUGGAAAUUGGAUUCUAUGACGACAAGGACAACUCCACAGGGGCAAUCUGCGCACGACUCUCUGGGGAGGCCGCCGCCGUACAAGGGGCUACUGGUCAAAGGAUAGGUACAGUAGUACAGGCAGUCGGUACAUUCGGGUUCGCUCUGGUGUUGUCGCUGAUCUUUGAGUGGCGAGUCGGUCUUGUAGCCCUGACCUUCGUCCCCAUCAUCAUAUUCGUGCUCUACAAGGAAGGCAGGAUGACUUAUGCCGCUACUUCUGGAACAGUCAGGGCUAUGGAGAGCAGUUCUAAGAUAGCAGUAGAAGCGGUGGCCAACGUGCGUACAGUGGCGUCGUUGGGUCGCGAGGACACGUUCCGUCGGGAGUACGGUAAACAGCUCCGCCCAGCGCUGGACACUGCCGUCCGUAGCUCGCACUGGCGCGGUCUCGUCUUCGGCAUGUCCCGCGGAGUGUUCAACUUCGUCAUUGCCACCUCACUCUACUACGGUGGAACUCUCAUUGUCAAUGAAGGCGUGCCUUUCCAAGAAGUCUUCAAGUCAGCUCAAGCCUUGUUGAUGGGGGCUACGUCAGCGGCUCAGGCGUUUGCCUUCGCUCCCAACUUCCAGAAGGGAAUCAAGGCUGCUGGCCGUGUCAUUGUACUAUUGGGACGACCGUCCAAGAUCACAGAUCCUGCCGAACCUGCAGUCAAACAGUUCAACGGUACAGGAGAAGCGAGUCUCCAAAACAUUCAGUUCAGAUAUCCGACCAGGCCUCUCGUGCGCGUGCUGAAGGAUCUGAAUCUGGAGAUCCAGCGCGGGAAGACCGUGGCGCUGGUGGGUGCCAGUGGCUGCGGGAAGAGUACCGUCAUACAACUGCUCGAGAGGUACUACGAUCCAGAGGACGGUAUUGUGGCUCAAGACGGCGUACCGCUUCCGAAGCUCCGGCUCGUAGACGCUCGACGAGCAAUAGGCUUCGUGCAACAAGAGCCGAUACUCUUCGACCGCACUAUCGGGGAGAACAUCGCGUAUGGAAACAACGAGGCUCACGUCACCCACGACGAAGUCAUCGAAGCGGCCAAGCAGGCCAACAUACAUAACUUUAUUACUUCACUGCCCUUGGGCUACGACACAAACAUCGGGUCUAAAGGCACGCAGCUGUCCGGUGGGCAGAAGCAGAGAGUGGCCAUCGCGCGCGCCCUCAUCCGAAGACCCAAGAUGUUGCUGCUGGACGAAGCCACCAGUGCACUUGACACUGAGAGCGAAAAGGUGGUACAAGAGGCAUUAGACGCGGCUAAGGCGGGCCGUACUUGUGUUAUGAUAGCUCACAGACUCAGUACAGUACGUGAUGCUGACGUCAUCUGCGUCAUCCACGAGGGACAGGUCGCCGAGAUGGGGACGCAUAAUGAACUGCUCGAACUUAAAGGACUUUACUACAACUUAAAUAGGAGAGGAUACGCAUAACUUAUGUAUUAUAUAGCCUAGGUACUUAUUAAAGUUACGCAUCUAUGUAUUAUAAUAGCCUAAGUACAGGUCGGCCAAGAUACGUCGGCCGCACUGUAUAAGGUUAGUCACACAAAUUCAUCGUGCUUGGAGAUUUUUUAAAGUUUUUUAAUGCUUUUAAAGCGUUUAAUUUUGUAGAUAUGUGUGUACUUAUGUUUUAAUCAACCGCUGAAUACUACUUUGAGUUUUAUAUAAUGCUAGAUUCCUGUACGCGAUUCGUCCCUAAAUCGUGAUAAAUUUAAAAGUCAGUUCACUUAAACCUUUCUCUUGAAUCUAGGAAAAAACGCAUCAAAAUAUGUCACCCAGUUUAAUAGUUUUAAGCAUACAUAGGAGCUGACAGAAAAGAAUAUGUUUUAAACUAUGUAGUGAUAAUAUAUUUACUUAGGUAUUUAUAAAGUAACAUUGUUUCUUUGGUCGAAUGACUGCAAGAAUGUGUAUAAAGCAAGAGCAAGAGAGAGAGGGUCAGUUCCAGAGUUGGACAUAAUAUGUAUAA
Molecule: messenger RNA, 4639 nt
Organism: Spodoptera exigua (beet armyworm)
Lineage: Eukaryota; Metazoa; Arthropoda; Insecta; Lepidoptera; Noctuidae
Source: the annotation of a GenBank genome assembly